This is a messenger RNA of Trichoplax adhaerens, 834 nucleotides long. RefSeq lists its product as uncharacterized. The record is from RefSeq and is a predicted model, not a curated record. The transcript is spliced from 8 exons. NCBI's taxonomy places the organism in Eukaryota, Metazoa, Placozoa, Uniplacotomia, Trichoplacea, Trichoplacidae. Bases 1 to 834 code for a protein of 277 amino acids.
AUGACGGACCAGGAUGUUCCUAACUUCCAUUUACAGGAAGAAAAAAUUUCAUGUUGGACAUGCCUUCGACGUCAAUUGGAUGAAUGGUGCUGUUAUAAAUCUGGUCACGAUGACGUCUAUAUUAACAUUAUGGAAGGGGGAAAAUAUCCAUUCUCGGGAAUGCCAUAUUAUUCUAUGCCCAUGCUAUCAGAUUCGACUAUACAGCAGGCUUUAGAUGUAGGCACCUGUAAACCUGGAUAUUAUAGCACUACUUACCAGAUAACAAUUAGCGAUGUCACAUACGCAUUUAAGAAAUGGAACCCGCAGGAAAGCACAGUACCUCGCUGUCUGCAAAGAUUGAUAAUAUUGAAGAACAUUAUCGAUGGAUUAGCUUUUCUUCAUGAUUGCCAAUUGGUCCAUAAUAAUUUAACCAGAAGUACAUUUCCUAUCCCUUGCCAUGUUGGAAAGAUAGGAUAUAGCUGUCAGGAUGCUCUAGCUGGAAUAAUUCGUAAAUCCAAUGAUAUAUACAGCUUUGGGGCAAUUUGUUUAGAAAUAACUUCCGGACUGCAAGUGUUUGAAAAAGGCAGACGUCCACCAUUGCUGAAGGAUUACUUGAUUAGUUCCAGAAAUCAAAACUGGAAAAUGUUGAAGGAUAAGAGAAUAUCGUGGAAAAUGCAAUGUACAAAGUCUACGUUCUGCCGACCAAGGAAAAAAAUAUUAGAGUUAGCAGUAGUUUGUUUAUCCGAUAUAGUAAGGCAAAGACCUGCUGUCAUUCAAGUGCAGGAAAGGCUUGAAGCAUUGAUCGUCAAGAGUGUUAAUGAAUCAUCCAAGUUGGAAAAAUAUGUACCAGUUUAA